Molecule: messenger RNA, 1801 nt
Organism: Gamsiella multidivaricata
Lineage: Eukaryota; Fungi; Mortierellomycota; Mortierellomycetes; Mortierellales; Mortierellaceae
Product: concanavalin A-like lectin/glucanase domain-containing protein
Exons: 2
Coding region: 427-1692 (421 amino acids)
Biological process (GO): carbohydrate metabolic process
Molecular function (GO): chitin binding; hydrolase activity, hydrolyzing O-glycosyl compounds
Source: RefSeq, a predicted model, not a curated record
CGGUCUUGGAAUUAUAUUUCAGAAUAAUGAAGGCAGGUUUGACUUAACGAUGCAUCCCGGUAAAUGUCCCAGGGGUCGGUGGAAUCUAACUGGCUAUCAGGGAGCAGGGCAACAGUUUAAUCCGCUUGUGCUUCCCUUAUAACAUCGCCUUUUUCCUAUCCUUUGUUCUUUUACUUUCUCCUCGCGCCCCGUCGUUAUUUCCUGACGUAAUUGUUCACUACUCACAACGGUAUAUCCUCCACCUAACGGCCGAAUCCUAACUUCAUUUGCACGCACAGACACUCGGUUUCCACUACCAUUCCACACCUCGCCUCAUCCCAUCGUCAUAUCAUCAUCGACGACCUUUGAAACGACCUUUUGCAGCCACCUCCUAAACUCUUCUUCUUCCACAAUUACGCACAUACUCAUUCUGACGCCCACCCCAACAUGCGAUCCCUCUCUGCGCUCGCCAUCCUGGUCCUAUCGACUACCGUUGCGACAGCACAGCAAGCACCACAAUCCUUCCCCGAAUCACUCGUCAACCCCGAUUUCGCCUUAAGCCGAUCGAGGAUAGUUCUCGCCAGUGAUACAACUGGCUGCAAAAACUCGCCCUUUGGCGGCAACUGUCCUCAGAAUGCUCCCUGCUGCAGUGGCGCUGGCUACUGUGGAUCAGACCCUUCCUUCUGUGCAGAGGCGUGCCAAUCCUCUGGUUCUUUUGCUCCAGAUUCAUGCUGGCCCUUGCCCAUGGCUGUCAGCGUCCAGGAUGACUUCAAGGACAAGUCCAAAAUGGUCGCCGUCAAGGACUACAACGGCUUCCCCAGCACCGCAGACUGGGUCAUUGACCGAUCUCCUGGCACCCUGCCUCACGCAAUAAUUACGGACGAUGACAAGCUGCUUUUGAAGCUCAACCGAAUCGAGAAACACCCCGAGACUGGCGGCGGUAUCGGCGCCACUGUUCAUUCAACACGCUGGAUGAAAUACGGCGCGAUUGAAGCGCGUCUCAAGACUGCAUCCAAUGCCCCUGGACCCGUCUCCUCCUUUAUCCUGAUUUCACCUAUCUCUGGCGACGAGAUCGACUUUGAGGUCGUCGGCAAGAACUUCUCGGAUGUGCAGACCAACUUUUACUAUAAAGUUCAGCCUGAUCACGCUGUUGAUUACACGAACGGUAUGUACAUCGACGUCGGACUCGAUACCAGUGCCGAUUAUCACAUCUACAGACUUGAGUGGACUGAGACCGAGAUGAAGUGGUACUUUGACGGAGACCUCAAGCGCACGGCCACAGCUGCCGAUUCCGCCGGAAAGUACCCUGAUACCCCCAUGAGAGUCGCCUUUGGUCUUUGGGAUGGAGGCUAUGGAGAACCAGGCACCGCUGACUGGGCUGGCCGCAACACAUCGUACGAACCCAAUGAUCAACGCGAGUACCAGAUGUUGGUCGACUGGGUCAAGAUCGCGCCUCAAUAUCCCGACAACUCAACGGAGCCUUGGCCAGGCUCCAAGUACCUGCAGCAGAUGGAAAAUGGCACCAAUGGUGGUAGCGGAAAGAACGGAGGUGUGAAUGACGACGGCUCCAGUGGUAGCACUGGCAACGGAGGUAGCAAUGGCAACGGUGGCAGCGGCAAUUGGAGGAAUGCGGCCCCGGGUCUUGUUGCCUAUAUGGGUGGAAAUGCUGUGGUUGCCGUCUUUGCUGCGGUCGCAACCGCGUUCUUUACAUAGGUGUCUAACCGUAUUUGUUGUCCCACAGCCUACACUCUUUUUUUCGAUUUGCCGUAUUUUCACUAUGGCAAAUGCGGUAUUUCACUGAAUUAAAAUAUAUACUCGUGGG